ACUUGCAGUGCCAUAGCGCUGUCGUGCUAUGUGGCAUGGACUUGUGCUGGCUGGUUUUCUUUCCUGGGAGACCUAGUGCAGGUGAGUGGAGGCGUGAAGAUGCUGCCUCGCGUAUUGCGAAUGCAGCAUUGACUCACAACAGCGACUGCUACAUCUUCUUUGAAGAUCGGACAUGCAUCAUGUUGGAGCCUCAACUUCUUCAAGAGUGGAACGGCACCGAAGCAAUGUACCGAGAGUUGAGCCGGGCAGUGGUGGCCGACAACCGGAUCGUGGGCGCGCGCUUUCUCAACGAGCGGGUUGGUUUGGAGGAGGCCUUGCAUGGGCUGCUGGCGAGGGUCUUGGUUGAUGUGCAGGUGGUCUUAGACUUCCGCGAAGCUGGGCAUAUGGCGCUGGGCGGCUUCGAGACCCGAGCCAUGGGGGCCGGAACAAAGGCGUUGUGCGUCAUCGGCGGCGUCCGCGACGUCCGUGAGCGGGAGACGGAAGUCUUGACCGCGCUUUGCGCUAGAUUGAACGUGGGCAUGCUGAAGGUAAGUCUUGGAGAGAGACCGGAACUCACCUCCAAGUGCAUCAAGGCCGUGGGAGAAAUGAACCGCGGUGGGUAUUUCAGCAAAGCAGUGGCACAUCUGCUGCAAGAUUGCGGAAGUCGGCCUGUCCAGCAUACAAGGACCCGCCUACACUUGAUUGUGCUCAUCCCCGCUGGCACAUCUUUGAGAGAAUUCCUCGGGCAGCCUUGGACCGCUACAAUCCUGGUGGAUGCUUUUGUCAGCAGCCAUGGUAUUUACUCCAACACAUGGUUGAGUUUCCGGUCAACGACAGGCGAAGCGCUGACAAUUACAUCGCCUGGUGGUCAAUGCCUUCGGGCGGCUGAUGCGAUAAGUUUCCUGCAGGACAAGCUGGAACAUUCCCGAGCUCAGCGCACGCUUGAGGAGCUGAUAUGUGCACCCAGCAUCAGGGGACAGCCGCCGCAGCGAGUUCUUGUGGCGGACGAGACAAGGCCGGUCCUCCAGCCGAGCAACGAGGCUCUGGCUCGAGAGGCAAGGGCUGUGCCUGUGACGGUGAUCUUCACCCACGCUGCACACGCUGAGCAUGCUCUGGCAGCAUGUCAGGCUUCAGGCGUAAACUUCCACCACUGGGCCGCCAUGGGCGGCUUCUCAUCAGGCCUCGCCUAUGCCAAUGUGCUGCAUAGUUCUGGGCUGCUUGCCCCUGCGCUUGCAGUGCCACUGAGCAGUCGGCGACUGGCUCCGAAAGCGCAGCCAUCCUGUCCGACUGUAAGUCUGUCUUCACGCCUGCCGCCGAACCAGCGGCCCAAAGGUGCCCCGAAGCUGGCGCCAUGGGCCACGUCGCAGUCUGAAGAGGUAGCUUCCACUUCCAAGGCAGCAUCCUCUGCUUCACAAGGCGAGGCACUCGAUCCAGCUCCAACCAGCGACCCAAGUGACACGGAGCCCACAAUUGAUGCAGCCAGCUCUGGUGAGAGGUGACUCACCACCAUUGAGACUCGGAUGGAGGACGCGAAGAUCUGCACACAGUCCUUCGGCUUGUUCAUGGCUUCAUUCAAUGGCGGGCAACAUGGUCUGGAAGUCUGGACCACUUUAGCCUGCGUGACUACAUCAGCGCCGAGGUGACAUUAGGAUGACAAACUGGGAAGAUUGCUGGCAUUGGUAGUGCAGCAGGGCAAGCCGGCCAACACGGCUCUCAGCCAUGCCCAUGACUUCAGCUGGAUGAGGAAAUGGAUAUUCUUUCACUGGCAGACAGAUGCAACUUGGCGAGGUGAACCUGGCAUCGGCGCCAAUGCGACUGGUGGAUAUCAACUGCAGACUUUACAAGGUGGCACGCGUGGACCUAAGACCAUGGUGAAGUAAACAAGGGCUUCAAUCAGUCGAGGGAACUUCCAGCAAAGCUUUCCGUGCUGGAAAGAAUCUGCACACAUGACCACAUAUGAGGACAACAUGACGGGAUCAGCGUUGUCAAGGGUUGAGAAUGAAUGAUGAAAUCAGCCUGAGACGAUAGCCGACUCUCUCGUUGCUCGAAAAGAGCUUGCCAAAGAAUGCAGAUGGAGCAGCGAGCAAGCCGUCUGCGCACUCAACGGACCGCCAUGCAAUCAGAAUGCCACGGAGGAUAUUGAUUGAAGGGAAUCAGGUGAUGGUGCCUUGAGCGUCACUUGGACAAAUCUGUCCUGAACACCCGAAGCAGCGGAGUCUCAGUGCUUGUCGGAAGCCCGGAAAGUGGAGAAUACCGAUUGACAGAGGCUGAA
Messenger RNA from Effrenium voratum, 2251 nucleotides. NCBI's taxonomy places the organism in Eukaryota, Dinophyceae, Suessiales, Symbiodiniaceae. The record is from the annotation of a GenBank genome assembly.